CCCCGCGAGCUCCCGCCGCGCCGCGCGCCGCACGCCGAGGGCCGCCCCCGCCGAGCUCCGGGCAGGAGCGCGCGGCCGCCGGAGCCGGGCACGGGUGGGGACGGCGCCUUUUGUCCCCGGAGGUUCCUGCAAGUUUGCGGCGGGACGCGCGUGGGGAGGCGGCCGGGGCAGCCCCGACGUCGCGGGAGCGAGGGCGCCGAGCCAGCAUGGGCAGCGGGCGCGGCGCUGGGGGCCGCCGCGGGGCCGCCGGGGGCGUGCUGCUGGCGCUGGCCGCCGGGCUGCUGGCCGCGGGUUCGGCCAGCGAGUACGACUACGUGAGCUUCCAGUCGGACAUCGGCUCGUACCAGAGCGGGCGCUUCUACACCAAGCCGCCGCAGUGCGUGGACAUCCCGGUGGACCUGCGGCUGUGCCACAACGUGGGCUACAAGAAGAUGGUGCUGCCCAACCUGCUGGAGCACGAGACCAUGGCCGAGGUGAAGCAGCAGGCCAGCAGCUGGGUGCCCCUGCUCAACAAGAACUGCCACAUCGGCACCCAGGUCUUCCUCUGCUCGCUCUUCGCGCCCGUCUGCCUCGACCGGCCCAUCUACCCGUGCCGCUGGCUCUGCGAGGCCGUGCGCGACUCCUGCGAGCCCGUCAUGCAGUUCUUCGGCUUCUACUGGCCCGAGAUGCUCAAGUGUGACAAGUUCCCCGAGGGGGACGUCUGCAUCGCCAUGACCCCGCCCAAUGCCACCGAAGCCUCUAAGCCCCAAGGCACAACGGUGUGUCCUCCAUGUGACAACGAGUUGAAAUCUGAAGCCAUAAUUGAACAUCUGUGUGCGAGCGAGUUUGCACUGAGGAUGAAAAUAAAAGAAGUGAAAAAAGAAAAUGGUGACAAAAAGAUUGUCCCCAAGAAGAAGAAGCCCCUGAAGUUGGGGCCUAUCAAGAAGAAGGAACUGAAGAAGCUCGUCCUGUACCUGAAGAAUGGGGCCGACUGCCCCUGCCACCAGCUGGACAACCUCAGCCACAAUUUUCUCAUCAUGGGCCGCAAAGUGAAGAGCCAGUACUUGCUGACGGCAAUCCACAAGUGGGACAAGAAAAACAAGGAAUUCAAGAACUUCAUGAAGAAAAUGAAAAAUCAUGAAUGUCCCACUUUUCAGUCAGUCUUUAAGUGAUUCUCACGGGCAGGUUGGGGAGGGAGCCGUGGGUUGGGGUGAGGGUGGGGGCUGAGCAGACCUCCUGGAACCGCAGUGGUUCACACUCACUGCUCUUCCUGUUGCCAGAGGACCUUGUAAUCCAGUUGGCUUCCCUCUUGCACUGUCCCACUCCUUCCCCCCCAUAGCCGCACUCCAGACCCCAGUCCAGCCAGUAUUUAAAGCCGCACGCCCAGGUAAAGAAAACCGGUUAGAUUAGGAAGCCUCUUAAGAUCUGCAGUGUGGAACAGCAUGUUACUCAGUAAAAGGAGGUGCAAAACCAUUUCGACCAGAGACACAGUCACUAGAAAAGAAAAUGUUGCUGGCAAACAAAGGGGAUUGGCAAAAAGUGAGAGCAGCAAAAAUGAAAUUCUGCAACUUUCUUUGUCAAUACAAAUUGCUUGUGGAUCAGGUAAUCUAUGCCUUUGGAACUAGAAAAUUCUGACUAUGGGUAAGACACGUUGCUUUCAGUUCCAGAGUAAUUUCUCUUUCUGUCUCCUUUAGACAGAAACACACGCACCAUGCUUACAACCUAAGAUCAGUUCUGGAAAGUCAUGGGUGCAGGGAAGCAAAGUGCAAGUAGAGUGUCAGAGGGACAGUGGGGUGGUCCUGCUGCCCUGCCUUCCACAUGGCUGUCUCUCGAUACGAUCAGCCAGUCUCGGGGGCCCUGUAAGUGGCAGUUAACAUCAGCUCCAUGCAUGAUCUAAUCUCCAGGCAUUGGCAGGGCGGCACGCGCCUGCCUUUGUGUGAGGGGAAAGAAACACGGCGGGCAGCAAACCCACAGCAUGAGAGAGAGGAUGACUUUCAGACCGAGAGGCAACCAUUAGUGGUUUUCAGAAAACAUAGUUAAAGAAGAAAAAAAGAAAAAAGUUUAGAACAGUCCAGCAAAUUGCUAGUCAGGGUGAAUUGUAAUUGGGUGAAAAGCUUAGUAUUCUAAUUUCAUCUGUUUGUUCAUUUCACAUAUUUUUUUAAAGAACAACAACAAAAACCCCACUUACUUUUCAAGGUUUUAGAGAAAGUCUACACUGAGCGUUUGAAAGGUGUAACUAAGACCAAGUUCUCUGGUGCCUGCAAGGCUGCCUUCUAGCAGAGCUGUUCUCUCAUUAGGCGUUUGGGGUGGGAGGUGGACACGCCUGGUGGCAUAGCUGUGUGGUCCUUGUUGCUGAGGAGUUCGGGGCUGCCCUGGACCCAACACAAUGCUAAUCAAAACUCACAGUGCUUCCCCUUCUUUUCUUUCCUGUGAAGAAAUGGAUUCCUUUAACUUCAUUGCCUUUAGAUCAAAGCAACUCAGAGCAGCCUUCCUGCCUGUUCUCCUGCACUUAAAAAAAAAAUCUUUUUUUCAUUUCUGCAGAGGGAAAGUUGAGCUACAAGUGUCCCCAUCCAAGGAGAGAGUUCCAAAGGCAGAACAUGCCUGCAGUUCCCCAGUGCCCUGAGUAUUUCUCAAAGCCCUCGUGGUUAGUGAGCGAUGCACAUAAACCUGUUCACUUAUGCAACUUUGCUCCCCUGUUCAAUGUGGAGUAUAGGAAGUAAUUCUAAAAAAUUAAUGUUAAUUUCUUCCCCGAGCCUGAUUCUUAAUUCUCUGUAACAUCUAGAGGACUUUAGUGACUGUCCCUCUGGGCGAGUGUUUAUACCCAGCCCGGAUGCCACAGUGAGGCUGGAAAGUGUCACCUCUGGCCCCAGCCUGAUGCGGAAACAGUGGAAGAUUCUGUUAACUUCCUAAGACUCCAGUCUGAAAAUCAGCCUGCCAACUUCAUUACCUGCCUGAGGGUUAUCCUGAUAACAAUUAACUUCUCACAAUUAGUGAGCCCAUCAUUUUAACACGUUUUUUGGUUCUCUCUGCCCUUUAAUCAUAAAGUGUUGGGGAUCUUCAGUGAUUUGCCUGUAAUUUUGGAUGAUUUUUAAAAAAUGUAUGUAUAUUAGUUAAUUAGAAAUAUUCCACUUUCAUAUUGUCAACUGAAAUUCAGAGUGAUUUCAUGGGCGCCUGGAUCUGGGUCUUAGUUUCGGUCGAUUAACUCGAGAGCUCAGUGCUCGUGUGUAUCUGCUCGUUGGACAGAGUGCACCCUGCCACAGAGCCCUCUGUCCCAGGCCGGGGCCUGAGGGGAGGGGUUGAUGUGGGGUACUGGCAGUUACGCAGAAAGACAUGGCAGAGAGGCGGCCAUGCUGAGCAACUCUCUAAAUGGGAAUUCUCAGGCAGGAAGUGACGUUUUCAGAAAGAUUGAAAAUCAGUUGGAAAUGUGAAUUGCAGCUGCAGCUUUACCCCAACCACGGAGCCCCUGGACCUGGAGUUUCACUGUGGACUUGAGACACACCAGCUUCGUCUCUUGCACUCUAGCAGUUUCAGGGCACAAAGCUGCAUUUUUAUCACAAACCUUUGUUUUUCUCAACAAAGGAUAUCACAAAACCAAUGUGCAGACUCAUUGCUUUGUCCUUGAUUUCCAAAGCGGAGGUCUGUAUGUGAUUUGGUAAUUAUUGCUAGUGCAAAGGUCGUAUUUGUAAAGAUUUAGAAUAAUCAUUCUGGGUAGAAUCCGGUGAGGUCAUUGGCAGAACUCGGCUAAAUCUUUGAAGAGCAGUAGUCGUUAUCUUAGAAGACAGAAAGUGAGGUGAGAAUUCUAAGAACACUUUACUUUUGGAAUAUCCUGUGUAACCCUUGGCUCUUGGUGCGGUGAACUAGCACCAAGGUCUCCCUAAGGCAGAAUCCAGUGAGAGCUCCUGUUUUCCUUUGGAUCCGGAAAUUACAGACACCCCACUGCCCGCACCUAGACUCUGCCUUCUCCUCCGACACCACCUGAGCAGUCGCUCUGUGGGAGCGCCACAGAUGGGGUGGGGCCAGACGAUGUGGUUUAGAAGUACACCUUAGGUAACUCUGUGGAACCUGCACUGGCCAUUGUGACCUGCCACCAGCAGAUAUGUGGACACAGACGAAAUUGCCCUUGCCUCUAGUUCCUUCUUGUAGCACUCCUCUUUUAGAGUCUAAAUCUUUUACAAAAGCUUUGAAUACUGUGAAAAUGUUUUACAUUCCAUUUCGUUUUGUUGUUUUUUUAACUGCAUUUUACCAGAUGUUGUGAUGUUAUCACUUAUGUUAAUAGUCAUUCCCGUAUGUGUUCAUUUUAUUUUCAUGCUUUUCCUGCCAUGUAUCAAUAUUCACUUGACUAAAAUCACUCAAUUAUUCAA
Messenger RNA from Equus quagga, 4340 nucleotides. RefSeq names its product secreted frizzled related protein 1 (gene SFRP1). Gene Ontology annotation, molecular function: Wnt-protein binding. Lineage: Eukaryota; Metazoa; Chordata; Mammalia; Perissodactyla; Equidae. The record is from RefSeq and is a predicted model, not a curated record. The transcript is spliced from 3 exons. The coding region runs from base 207 to 1151 and encodes 314 amino acids. Gene Ontology annotation, biological process: non-canonical Wnt signaling pathway; negative regulation of canonical Wnt signaling pathway; canonical Wnt signaling pathway.